AUACUGAACGAAACGGUACAACUCUAACUGACACAACCAACGAAGAGCAGCAACAACAAUCAAAGGAGAGAAGAAGAAGCAAGCAAAAGAAAAGCCAACGAAAACUAACUGCGAAAAUUUUUAGUGCUUUCGUGCGCCACGAGAUUCUUCCAAAGCACUGCACAAAUAUUGUAUAAAUGCUUAUAAAUGUGAGCGCAAAGGAUCAAAAACGACAAAUAGUUGAUGUGUGAGUGUGUGUGUGUAGAAAAAGCAAACGAAUUCCAGUUUUAGUUCCUCAAUAGUGCAACGCAACCAACUUCAAAAGAGAGCCAGAGUGCGAGAGCGUGAGAGCGAGAGCGAGCCGUAACUCACUUUGCUUUUGGGAUUUUGCUUUGCUUUUCGUUUUACAAAAAUAAAUUUAUAGACGAAACCAAAUUGAUAGUCGGCAGCAAACAUGUCCUGGACGGAGAAAGUAGAUCCGGAGUUGAUCUUCACGAAGCAGGAGCGCAUUGGCAAGGGCUCCUUUGGGGAGGUCUUCAAAGGCAUCGAUAACCGCACGCAGCAGGUGGUGGCCAUCAAAAUAAUCGAUUUGGAGGAGGCCGAGGAUGAGAUCGAUGACAUCCAGCAGGAAAUCAUGGUGCUCUCCCAGUGCGAUUCACCGUAUGUGACCAAAUACUAUGGUUCAUUCUUGAAGGGCACCAAGCUAUGGAUCAUUAUGGAGUAUCUGGGCGGUGGCUCUGCCUUGGAUCUGAUGAAGGCGGGCUCCUUUGAGGAGAUGCACAUUGGCAUCAUAUUGCGCGAGGUACUCAAGGGACUCGACUACUUGCACUCGGAGCGUAAGCUGCAUCGGGACAUCAAGGCGGCCAAUGUCCUGCUCAGCGAACUGGGCGACGUCAAGCUGGCGGAUUUCGGUGUGGCCGGACAAUUGACCAAUACGACAUCCAAGCGGAACACAUUUGUGGGCACACCGUUCUGGAUGGCACCGGAGGUGAUCAAGCAGUCACAGUACGAUUCCAAGGCGGACAUCUGGUCGCUCGGAAUUACAGCCAUCGAGUUGGCCAAAGGUGAACCGCCCAAUUCGGAGUUGCAUCCGAUGCGUGUCCUGUUCCUCAUACCCAAGAACAAUCCACCCCAGUUGACGGGCAAUUACACAAAGUCGUUCAAGGACUUUGUCGAGGCGUGCCUCAACAAGGAUCCAGAGAAUCGGCCCACAGCCAAGGAGCUGCUCAAGUAUCCGUUCAUCAAGAAGGCCAAGAAGAAUGCUUACCUUAUUGAUCUGAUCGAUCGCUUCAAGAAAUGGAAACUCUCCAAGGGAGACGAAAGCGAAACGGAAUCCGAGAACUCGGACUCGGAUUCAGAUGCCAAGCAGAGCGGCGGUGGCAACAGUCACGACGAGCCCUGGAUCAUGACCGUCAAGGGACUGCACAUCAAUAGCGCACCACGUGCCGGCGUCAACAGCUUCCAGCUGCAGGAGCACGAGCUGACCAUGCAGAAACUAAUGGCGACCACACACUCGCCCUCAUCCUCGGGUGGCAGCAACAGUGGGAACAGUGGCAACACUCCCACCGCCUCGGGCAGCAACAGCAGCAACAGUAUUGGCGCCGGAGUUAAGGCCACGGCUGCCACGACUGGAGCGGCAGCAGCUUGCAGCGAUUCAUCCGUGAUUUCCAGCAGCAACAGCAACAAUAAUAAUAACAACAACAACAGCAACAACAACAACUUGAGCAGCAAGCAUGCCACAACAACAACAACCAUGUUGAAUGCACCGCUGAGCGGUGGAGCAGUCACUGGCAACAGCACAGCCGCUGGCGGAGGAGCAGGUGGUGCCGGCAAGCUGCUUCCAGUGAGCACAUCCUCAUCGGCCAAUGAGUUGAUGCAGAAGCGUGCCAGCUCCAAGCCAGAAUUGCGUCAGUCGCGUUCCGUUGCCACAUUGGAUCAGGUGGAGGAGCGUCGAGCCUCCUUGGGGCUGCCCUUGAGCCUGGACCAUCAUCAUCAUCAUCAGCAGCAGCAGCAGCAACAUCAUCAGAACCAACAACAGCAACGUCGCAGCAGCAAUCGUGAAUCAUUCCAUGCAUCAACCGCCAACAAUGUGAGCAACAACAGCAGCGGGAUUAAUCCUUCAGCUGAACACAACGAUUCCUCGGCUUCCAAUCCAUCCAAUCAUGGUGGUAAACUGACAACUGGCCAGCUUCAGCAGCAGCAGCAUCCACAUCAGCAUCCGCAUCCGCAUCAGGGACAGCAUCAAGGACAGCAUCAGGGACAGCGAUUGGUGCAUCAUACGAACAGUGCUUGCCUCAACAAUGUCCUCUUCCCUGUGCUGAACGAUAUACAGCGCAAGUACAACAGUAGCAGCAAGAAUUUGCAGGGUAUGCACGGCGUCGGUGUUGGCAGUGAUAUUGGCGAUCUAAAAUCCGUAUUCGAGCUGGCCGAACGCUCCAGUCCGGGUGUUAGUGAUUUGUUUAUGAAGGAGCUGAUUCACAUGCUUGUGCCGGGUUAUUCGGAGACGCGUAUUAAUAAUAUAAUGGAACGCGCCAUACGCAAUCGUAAAUAGGCAACCAAAUUCCAAAACAAAACAAAACACAAGAAAAACAAAAA
This is a messenger RNA of Drosophila innubila, 2574 nucleotides long. It is a transcript of the gene GckIII, whose product is annotated as serine/threonine-protein kinase svkA. Gene Ontology annotation, biological process: protein phosphorylation. Bases 434 to 2530 code for a protein of 698 amino acids. The transcript has a single exon. Gene Ontology annotation, molecular function: protein kinase activity; ATP binding. The record is from RefSeq and is a predicted model, not a curated record. NCBI's taxonomy places the organism in Eukaryota, Metazoa, Arthropoda, Insecta, Diptera, Drosophilidae.